CACUGCACCCCUGAAAACGGACUGAGGUGGUUCCGUCCGUUCAUGAAUCCAGCAUGGAGGCACUGAUGACAAGUAGCUUCCUUACCGGGUCUGCAACUUACAGCUUUUAAACAUCUUGUUAGCUAUUUAACUUGAUUCCCGCUCAUCACCGCGCUCUCUUGAGGGAACAAAGAGGGUUUUUUUUUUUGCGCACAAUACGCGAGACUGCAGUUAGCGAAUAUUAGUGAUUGAGCAGCCGUGUGCCUGAAACCGACCCGGAUGGACUCGGAGGCUAUCACCGGAGUGUACGGACAGGUAUGCGGCCUCUCUACUCCGGUUUCUGCUCACGUGAGCGAAGAGCAGCUGCCGGAAGUUGGGGUCUACAAAGUGACAGCAGAAUGGAGUCAGAGCGACCUGGUCCGAAGCUCCAGACUUCGGUACUCUCAGCAGUGGACUCUGAUCACAGACAGCAACAACCACAGGAGCAUCGGGACAGUCCUCACGCCAGGACCGUGUGUGUCUCUGUCUGGAGAGUUAUUGAGCGACCUCUCACCCACCCAGAACCUGAGGGCUGUUGUCAGGGAAACGGGUAGCCACCAGCUCCUGGAGAUAUGGGAUUGCCACGGCCUCAGGAAAUGCCUCAGCCUGUCGGCUCUCAACAUGCACGGCAGAGUGUACGAUGAUGCUCAGUUUGGCUGUCUGUCUUGGUCAAAGUGUGAAAAAAAACUUCUUUACGUAGCAGAGAAGAGCAAGAACUCAGCAGCAGAAACACAUUCAGGGGAGUCUACAUUCAGAAAAGACAGGAGCAUCUACUGGGAGGACUGGGGGGAGGCUAUGACCAAUAAGAGCAUCCCUGUGAUUUGUGUGGUGGACUUGCAGACUGGUUCGGCCAGCGUGUUGCAGGGUGUCCCGCUUGAUGUCUCACCAGGACAGGCUGUUUGGGCUCCUGACAGUCAGUCUGUGUUUUUUGUCGGUUGGUACCAUGAACCGUUCAGACUCGGGCUGAAGUUCUGCUCCAAUCGCAGAUCAUCUUUAUUCAGACUCGACCUGAGUGGACACUGUGAACAUCUGUCAGGGGACAACCUAUCGGUGUCCUGUCCCAGGCUGAGUCCGGACGGAUCCGUGUUGAUUUACCUGCAGGGGGAGGUGUUUGGACCUCACAACCAGUGCCUCCGUAUACAACAGCUGGACCUGAAGAGCAAGAAGACGUCAACGUUGGUGGAUGUUGUCAACAGACCUCAAAAUGGGGAGUUUGCAGGUGUGUAUGAAGCCAUGCCGUCCUGCUGCUGGUCUGAGGACGGUCACAGGCUCGUGUUCAGCAGCGCCUGCAGGAACUGGAAGGAUCUUUUUAUGGUUGAUCGAAGAUCCCAAACCGUCACCUCCCUGUCUGAUAGUAAGAGUCCAUCCACUCCUCUCCUUCUGUCCUCCUCCUCAUCUUUUCACUUCCCUCCUCCUCCUUCCUCUCCAAUCUCUCCUCACCUGCCUCCUCCACCUUCCCCAUACUGGUCUUCCUAUUCCCCUCCUCCUCCACCCACUCCUCUGGCCUAUCUUCCUCCAGCUUCUUCUUCUUUUCUUUUUUUCCCAAACUCAUCUCCUCCUCUUGCUGCUGAGUCAUACUCUCUUCGUCCCCAUCCUCUUCCUCCACCUCCCCCUCCUCUCUCAUCAUCUCAUCUUCACCAGGAUCCUCAAAGAGAGGUGAAAGAAUCCUCCAGAGUUUACGGUAGCUGGAAGCUGCUGACGGUCCAGAGAGACCUGAUGGUCGUCUGCUGCUCCAGCCCCAACACACCUCCCACUCUGAGGGUGGGAUUCAUCCCGUCAGAUGGUGAAGCUGUGACCUGGAGAACGCUGCAGCAUCCCGUUGUGACUUUUAACUUCCUCUGGACAACUCUGGAUAUCACACCUCCACCUGAGGACGACGACACACGCUACUCUGGUUUAGACUUCGGAGCCGUCCUGGUUAAACCAUCUCCUCUUCCUGAUGGCACCACGACCCCUCUUGUCGUCUUCAUCCAUGGUGGUCCUCACUCCCAGUUCCCCGCAGAGUGGAACAGCACCACAGCUGGACUGGUUAGACUGGGUUUUGCUGUGCUCAUGGUGAACUAUCGGGGAUCUACAGGGUUCGGCCAGGACAGCAUCUUGUCCCUGAUUGGUCAGAUUGGGAAUCAGGAUGUCAAAGAUGUACAGCGGGCGGUGCUCACUGCGCUGCAGGGUGACAAAACUCUGAACCCUGAACGCUUAGCUGUGAUUGGCGGUUCCCACGGUGGUUUCCUGUCAUGUCAUCUCAUUGGUCAGUACCCGGACUUCUACAGGGCAUGUGCAGCCAGGAAUCCAGUCAUUAAUGCUGCCACGUUACUGGGAACCAGCGAUAUAGUGGACUGGCGUUACACGAGUGCUGGAUUCCUCUUCUCAUAUGAUAAUAUCCCAACUGCUGAAGCCCUGGCCGUUAUGCUGGAGAAAUCGCCCAUCACACAAGCUGCAAAGAUCAAGGCUCCGGUGCUGCUGAUGUUGGGUGGAAAAGACAGACGGGUGUCUCCUCACCAGGGCCUGGAGCUUUACAAAGUGCUGAAGAGCCGAGGGUCAACUGUCAGGUUGCUGUGGUUUCCAGAAGACGGUCACUCUCUCUCCAGGGUGGACACUCAGGCUGACUGCUUCCUCAACACUGUGCUGUGGUUGAACCAGCAUCUCUGAAUGUGCGUGUGCGCGUGCACACACACACACACACACCGUAAUCCAAUGCUGAAACGUAUCUUCUGUCGUUGUAACAACAAAAACAGCAUCUUUACACUGAAGUGAACCAUGGGCGUUGCUAGCCUGUUUUUGGGGGGUGCUGAAGCACCCCUAAAUUGAAUCCCUGCACUGCUAAAGUUUGAGAUUUUUUAAGUUGCAUGCUUAUAAAUUAUAGCUUCAUACAGUUAAAACAUGUAGUGGAAUAAAUCUGUCUCCCUUUUCCUUUUCAAGCUCUGUUAUUUGUUUUCUUGUCUUUUAACUAUUUCCUCUCGGUCCUCAGAAAAACUGAUGCCUGGCUUCCUACUUUUGUCCUCUUCCUUAAAUAUCCAUUACAAGAGGUUUGUUGUUAUUUUUGAAAAGAACAAAACAAACGCAUAAUUUUGUUUAUAUUAAGUUUUAAAAUGUUGAAGAGAAAAAAUCUUUUGCAAAAAAAUUAUGGAUGCUUUUUAUUUUUUAUUAUGGGAAGUUGAUAUUAGUGGGAAUUGAGCAAAUAGACGAAGCUGAGCUUAGUUUCUAUCUAACCAUUUAUUUUCCGCUCGAGCGUCUUUAAUCUGAUUUAAGCCCUUAUAAAACUACAAUACCUGGACCAGUGGGUCCCUGUGUAAGGUUACCAAGAUUGUAUUAGUAAAAAUUACAUUUAUAAAAUCCCAGCAACACAUCAGAUAGUAUAAUCAGAGUUAAAACUGUCUGUGAAGGGGACUGGCUUGUCUUGAACACAGGGAAUGGGUCUUUGUUUGGAUCCACUGACCUAGACUCUUCAAACCUGGAUUAGAUUAUUCUACACUGAUAGCAGAAUCUGUGGUUUGUGAACCUUCUUUGACUUGUAAAAAAUGAUUAUUUUUUUUCUUUCACAAAUUUGGGAACAGAAUAGCAUUAAAAUGUACAUGAGUGCUAAAUUUAUUUUGCCUGGCCGAUCUCUGUGUGCUGCUCAGCCCCCUAAACCUCUGAUGCUAGAAUCACCCCUAAAGCGAACUAUUUUUCAUACUGAUUUCUGAAUGAACGUUUGUAAUAAAUAAAGUAGACAACAGUAAA
Molecule: messenger RNA, 3738 nt
Organism: Nothobranchius furzeri (turquoise killifish)
Lineage: Eukaryota; Metazoa; Chordata; Actinopteri; Cyprinodontiformes; Nothobranchiidae
Gene: apeh2
Product: S9 family peptidase
Biological process (GO): proteolysis
Molecular function (GO): serine-type endopeptidase activity
Source: RefSeq, a predicted model, not a curated record